GUUUAUUAGUACUUUUAGCGCACUAGCCACUGUUAGAAAUGGAAGAUAAAGGUUUUGCAUACACAAUCAGUGUGCCUAAGCCCUACAAAAAUGACAAAGAAUAUUUCGCGCCAGAAGACAUUUUAAGUCACAAACAAAUUAACGAUAACAUACUGUAUUUGGUGUCUUGGAUUGAUUUAAAAGGCAACCAAAUCAAGAGUAAUUCUUGGGAAAUACCGAGAAGUAGAGAAAUGUUGCAUCUGGCAAUAAAUUAUGAGCUAGACACUAUAAUGGCUAUAAUGAAAGAAAAACGAUAUCUUUCUCCUUACGUUAAGCUGAAAAGGAAACCGAUAUUUUGGAAAUCUCCAGGAUAUUUUGGUAUUAGGAACUGGAAGUACCUCAGUACCCCUAAGAUCGUGGGGGCUACGUAUUUGGCCCACCCUACAGACAUUUAUUUUUUCGUGAAAUUCAGGGAAAUUCAUCAUUUAUUCAUUGUCAAAAAAGAAGUUGCGAUUGAGAAGUGCCCUUUACAAGUGAUGCGCUAUUACAAAAAAAUAUUUUAUGACAAAUCUUAUAUUUAACAAUAUAUAAAGCCAUUAUAUCUAAUAAGUACAGUAUUUUUGUGUGA
Molecule: messenger RNA, 607 nt
Organism: Sitophilus oryzae (rice weevil)
Lineage: Eukaryota; Metazoa; Arthropoda; Insecta; Coleoptera; Curculionidae
Exons: 2
Coding region: 39-560 (173 amino acids)
Source: RefSeq, a predicted model, not a curated record